CCCCCCUCCACCCCUAUACUUAUAUAUAUAUAAGAAUUAAAGAGAGAGAGUAAAGAUUUUAAGAAGUAGCAGAGACUGAGCGAGAGGGGGGAGUGGUAGUGGGCGUGGGCGUAGGCCUGGGUGUGGGCGAUUUUUGGUGGGGUGAAGCAUGCAAGCGGGAUGCGGGUUUUGCGUUUGGCGCUGGCACAUCACGUCUUUAACCUUACGGCUUUCCGUGCUCUGACGACAUCCUGGCUGGACAAAUCAGUGGUCAUCAAUUGCAAACCACCCCACUGCAAGCUGCGUUUCCAAUCAUCAUCGACCUCCUCGUCAGCUCGCCCCUCCUGUUGCUCAGUGGCAUCCACGUACGAUUUGUAUUUCGUCUCCAGUGACAAAUACCGUUUCGAGUCUCGCUACAACACUUCCCCCUCUCAAUCCGUUUAUGCUCUCUCCACGACUCUUCAUCAACACUGGCCGUCACCUCUUCCGUCAAGCUUCGCCCCGCAAUCAACAAUUCAUACAAACUUUUGCAACUGCGUCACGAAUCAUGGCACAAGAAUACAAGCUCAAAGGCCUCAGCAGCCUCGACUUGAAGCCGGGCGAGAAGAGAGAGGUGGAGGUUAAUGGCAUUGAAGAGGGGAAAGUGCUGCUGUGCAAUGUUGGAGGAAAGGUGACGGCUUUGGGUAGUAAGUGCACCCAUUAUGGAGCUCCGUUGGUUAAGGGGAUUUUGACAGCUGACGGAAGAAUCACCUGCCCCUGGCACGGCGCCUGCUUCAACGCAAAGAACGGAGACAUCGAAAACGCCCCUGCUCUCGACUCCAUCCCCUCUUUCCAACUGUCCGAAAAGAACGGCGCGGUGUAUAUCACAGGCGAGCAACAAAGCAUCAAGGGUAGUCGAAGAAAGCCCAACAUCAAGAUUUCAGGUAUCAGUGGUUCAGAGAAGGUUGUGAUUGUUGGAGGUGGCAGCGGAGCAUUGGGCACACUCGAAGCUCUGCGAGAGAACGGAUACAAGGGAUCAAUUACUUUGAUUAGCAGUGAAGGUUACAACCCAAUUGAUCGCACCAAGCUUUCAAAAGCACUUAUCGACGACGCAUCAAAAAUCGCUCUCCGCGACGAUGCUUGGUUCAAAGAGGGGAAUGUUGAUUUUGUGUCUGAUGAGGUUACUGGCAUUGACUUCUCUGCCAAGAAGGUUUCAACAAAGGCUGGCAGUUUUUUCCCGUACACCAAGUUGGUUUUGGCAACAGGUGGAACACCCAAGUCUCUCCCUCUUCCCGGCUUCAAGGAACUCGGCAAUAUCUUCCUUCUUCGAACUGUCCCUCACGUGAAGGCCAUCCUGGCUGCUAUCGGAGUCAAGAACAAGAAAAUUGUGAUUAUUGGAAGCUCUUUCAUUGGAAUGGAAGUUGCAAAUGCUGUUGCAAAAGACAACGAUGUUACUGUCGUCGGCAUGGAAAAGGCUCCCUUGGAACGUGUUAUGGGCGAAGAAGUUGGCAAGAUCUUCCAAAAAUUAUUAGAAAAGAAUGGCGUCAAGUUCAAGCUCAGCGCUGGAGUGGAGAAGGCCGUUGCCUCCAAAUUCGACUCGUCCAAAGUGGGAGCUAUUGAGCUCAAGGGUGGCGAGAGCCUACCAGCUGACUUAGUUAUCCUCGGAACCGGUGUCGGACCAGCUACCCUGUUCUUGAAGGAGAACAAGACAGUCGAGCUCCAAAAGGAUGGAUCUCUCAAGACGGACGGACACUUCGCUAUCUCCGGAUUGAAAGAUGUCUACGCGAUCGGCGAUAUUGCAACUUACCCCUACUAUGGGCCAGGUGGCGAAGGAGCGCUCACCCGCAUCGAGCAUUGGAAUGUCGCACAAAACGCCGGCCGCUCAGUGGCAGCAAACAUCAUCGACCCCUCUGCUGCCCCCAAACCAUUCAUUCCAAUUUUCUGGUCGGCGCUCGGCUCACAACUCCGCUACUGCGGCAACACGCCCAAUGGUUGGGACGACCUGGUGUUGAAGGGCCAGCCCGAGGAGGCGAAGUUCGUAGCUUAUUAUUGUAAAGGGCAGACUGUGGUUGCAGUUGCAACUAUGCAGGUUGAUCCUGUGAUGUCGCAAGCGAGUGAGUUGAUGCGGAGCGGGAAGAUGCCGAGUAAGAGUGAGAUUGAGAAGGGUUUGGAUAUUUUGACCAUCAGUUGAGGAUUACGGUCUCCUCUGUAGAGGGGGCCGGGUUCUUUUAUUUGGCGUCUUGGGAAACAAGCAAAAUAAAAGACCCUGCGGAGGCCUUUAUGGCAAUUCUUGCAAUAUUCUGACUCCAAAUUCGAAGUUCCAGUUUUAUAUAUAUCCGUGUGCC
This is a messenger RNA of Hyaloscypha bicolor E, 2303 nucleotides long. RefSeq lists its product as uncharacterized. The transcript has 3 exons. Gene Ontology annotation, molecular function: 2 iron, 2 sulfur cluster binding; oxidoreductase activity, acting on NAD(P)H; flavin adenine dinucleotide binding. Lineage: Eukaryota; Fungi; Ascomycota; Leotiomycetes; Helotiales; Hyaloscyphaceae. The record is from RefSeq and is a predicted model, not a curated record. Gene Ontology annotation, cellular component: cytoplasm. Bases 422 to 2149 code for a protein of 575 amino acids.